CAUGCGGCCCGCGCCGCCGCAGCCGCCGCCGGGUCCCGGAGCCAGAGGCCGCCCGAGCCGGAGCGCGAUGGAGCGAGGGCCCCAGGCGGGGAGGCGCGGCCGAGCGCGCGGCCCGACGCCCCCUCAGUGAGCGCCCGACCGCCGCGGCGCAGCCCGAGGGCGGGCUCGCGUCUGCCCGCCUCGCCGCCGCGCCGGCGCUUGGAGCCCGCGCCGCCUUCCCGCUCGGGCCGCGGGCCGGGGACGGCCCGGGGCUGCAUGGCCUCGCCCGCGCGCCGCCGCUGAGCCCUGGGCCGGAGACGGAGCCGGAGCCGAAUACCCUCAGUGCUGCUCUGGGACACGCCUCUGUUGGAUUUAAUUUACAGUCAUCAACCUCGGCUUUUAGCGAUGGACUCGCGCUGAAUAAUAGUCCAUCGUCUGGAUGUCCCACAGUUUAUUUAUCCAUUCACCUACUGAAGGGCAUCUUGGAUCACUUUUAAUUGUCUCUCUGGUCUUCUCUGAUGGGAAGUAGACAGUAAACAAAGCCAGCUGCUGACCUCUGACCUCUCUGUGAAUUGCCUGGAAGAGGGGGUGUUGCCGCCCGGAUGCUUGUGCCGUGUUGUCCCCCAGUUCCGAGAGCCCUGGACUGUGCAGGACGUUGCUCCAGAACGAUGCAGCCUUCUGUUCAGGGAGCACCUGAAACACUUCGCGUGGAAACCAUCCCCACAGCGGUGACACUCUGCGGAGUUGGUGAUGGGCGGCAGGGAGAAGGAUGGCCUCGGGCUGUGGUCUCCUGGGGUCCGAGGGUGUGCACCCCAGUCCAGAGGCGGUACAAGGCCCUCGCUGGGCUCCUUGGGAAGUCUGUGUGCCCGUCCAGCCAAUGUGCCUUUGCCCACACCACUUAAUUUUCCUUUCAGAGACAAGACCAGUAAUUCUUAACCUGGGCUUAGAACACGUAGAGUGUCAUGGGGUCUGUAGCUAUUUCAGAAUGCCGCCAAAUUCUCCAAAUGCAACCCACACACUGCAUUUUUGAGAGUGAGCUCUGCCCCUGGACUCAGCAGUAGGAUUGACGCUCAGGGCCCUGAGCCACGUUCUGAAGCAGAGCCCCGCCCGGAGGUUCUGGUAGCCAGCUUGGGGGCUGCUUGGACCUGGACCCGGUCUGUUCACCCCUGUGCUGCAGCCUCACCGCUAGGCCUUCAUUUCCCCAUCUGUAAAUGACAUGAUUUUGGAUCCUUUUCAUCUUGACAUUCAGAGGAUAGUACUGGGUCAGGGUCUACAAAAGAUUGCUGUAAAAUCUGGAAUAGUGCAUCUUAUUCUUGCCGAGCAAAAAGGACCAAGUCCCAGUCAUGCCCCAGCCCGGGGCGCAUGGGCCCCGCGUGUCGGUGUCCGCGUCCUGCAGCCGGCGGGCACUCUCUGCUGGCCUCCACGAGUCUCCAGUGGAGCUGAAUGGACAGACAGGCCCACCAGGCGGGCCGGGCCCUCCCCCCUGCUCCAGUCUCCUCUGUGCUCCUGCUGUGGGACCACGCGGCCCUGGGCGUCGGCUGCCACCAGGGAGACAGACAGAAAGCCAGUGCUUCUUUGAGAGAAACGCUCAGAUUUGUAUAUGUUCAUCUUUUCUCUCUUCUCAUCUAGUUGACGGUGAUCAUGGUGGGAUCCAGGGAGUGGGGCACACGGAAUAAAGGGUCUUGUCGUGGGUGAGGUCUUGGCGGGGUCUGUGAUAGAGCGGGGGCCUGGAGUAGCUGUCUCUCCUGCACGCCCAUGUUCCUGGGCCCUGUCAUCUCAGGAACUCCUCAUGUUGUAAACACGGAGGGGCCCAGAAAACUUCUGUCUGUAUAGGGGCAUCUGUCAAUAAAAUGCUUAUUUACUAAUUUCAUUUAAAAGUAGGAGGAAUAAACCCACUGCAUGUUACUCUAAAUCACUGUACUUUGCAAAAUGAAAAACUGUCAUAUGUUGCUUUGGUUAAAGUAUACCCCCCCCCAAAAAAUGUAGUUGGAAUAGGGAAGAAUAUUUGAAUAGCUUUAUUUUUUGGGGGCCCCACCACGCAGCUUGCGGGACCUUAGUUCCCUGACCAGGGGUUGAACCUAGGCACCGGCAGUGAAAGCGCCAAGUCCUAACCACUGGAUGGCCAGGGAAGUCCCUUCAGUAGCUUUUUGAUAUAAUUUUGGAGGUUUUAUUUGAUAUGACACUGAAACCCAACAAAUAGUCAUGUGGUGAUGGUCACUGGCAGUGUGCGUCCUCCAUUGGGUCACACGUGUUUCUUCUCAGCUGUAUUCGACCCACUGGUCUUUCUUGCACUGUAACUGGACCUUUUACCUGUGUUGGAUUUUGCAGCAUUGUGCAUUGGCAGUUGGUCAACUGUGGUUUGCUCAGUUAUUUCCGUCUUCCAGAUGCUGAUGUAUUUUAUUUUGUUACUUUUGUUUCUGUUACCACCAGUCUCAUCAGAAGAGCCUUUAAGCCAUCAAAAGCUAUCUGCUCAUGGCGUUUUCCAAAAUUCUAAUAUUUGACCAAAUGCUUGAAUUUUAGCCUUGGCAAUAAAACAGGUCAGGUGCUGGGACUUCCCUGGCGGUCCAGUGGUUAGGACUCUGAGCUUCCGGUGCUGAGGGCCUGGGUUUGAUCCCUCGUUGGGGAACUAAGGUUCCGCAUGCUGCACGUCGUGGCCAAAGAUAAAUAAAUUAGGUCAGGUGUUUUCCUUGAAGUGGCAGUCUCAUUUUGUUCAUUUUCUAGAAACACUCUGCCAAAUACCCUCGUUUGUAGAGUUUGUAUAUCAGUCAUUCUUCCAUAUAAAAAUGCUUUUGCUGGAGACAGCUGUUAUUUGGUACACAGCAGAAAUGCUUCAUGUACAUUUCACAUUUUGUUACAUAGAAUAUGAAAAAGACAAGUACGGAAAGGCUUGGUAUUUAAUGAAAUUAGUAAUUCAUUAAUUAGUGGUUCAUCGUGAAGGUUCUUAAGCAAAUUGGGCCAUCACCUUUGCAUCAUGAGUGCAAAUACCACCCCAGCUAAAAAGGCAGUGUUGCUAUGAAAAAAGUUUGAAAAGGGCUGCAGGAAUUCCUAAGGGUCCUUGGACCACAUUUUGUAAACAGCUGUACUAAGCUCUUCAGCAUGUAUGAGAAAUCGUAGUUGAACAAAUCAAGUCAGUCUACAUGCUUAUCGGUCUCUCAAAAUUCCACAGCCUUAGGAGAAUCCGAUGGUGUCCAUGACCUCUCACUAGUGCGUAAGCUCACGAGUUCGUGUGCAUUUUCAGAGGGCUCCUGAUUUGGUGGACCCUUGGUAGUAAGCACCCCUCCUGUUGUUCUCACAGAAAUGUGAACAUUGCCGCCCCCCCGCCCCCCCGUUUAAAGUAGGUCUGUGCAUGUCUUCUGGCGCAUGCUCACAGACUCAGCACACAUCCUCAGCUGUGUGUCGGUGCUCUAAGCUGCUUCCCCUUCCUCUGAUUUCCUCUUCCGGAGCAGACCAGCGGCAGAAGGCAGUGCUGUGCGGCCAGGCUUCCUGUGUGCCAGCUGCUCUUGGGGGUGUGGACUCUGCUCCCAGGACAGGUUGCUGGGCGAGGUCCAGCCCACUCCUCUGGCAGCACACAGCCCUUCCCUGGGCCUCAUCCAGUUUCCUUGCGUAAUUCUUCCUGCUGAGACGCUGCCUCCAAACUGAUGGUGCAUCUCGUAGUUUUAGACCCUGAUUCUCUUGGAUCAUUUGAGCCAUGUAGUUUCCUCUUGGGUCACUUUGGUUUUGUCUUCUGUAGUUCAGCCUGGUCACUUGAUCUAAAAAUCUGUCUUUGUUUUUCCAAAUUUUGCAGACCUUUUAAGAUGAUCUGGAUUGCAAUGACUCGAAAUAUAUCGAUCGGUACACAUUUGCUGGUUUGGAGAACUUUUUAAAGUUAUGGAGUUCUGUAUACUCAACUUUUAUUAGUCUUCUAAAAAAUUGCUGUCUCUGAAUUGACUAUGAAGGGACCUUGAGACUGACGUUCUAAUAAUGCUGGGGCCGAUCUGCUUUAAUUGGAAGUGAGGACGCUGGGCCUUUCCCCAAUAACUCAGUAACCUCCUGGAUGUAACUCUGCAGGCCGUUUACUAUGAAACUCUGAUGUACAACCCGACGGGGUUGUGGUUUGGGAGGCAUAUGACCACAGAGGAGAAGUGCCUGCUCAUCAUGUCCAGUCGGGGUGCUGGCUGGCCCCGCGGCCGCCUGGGUGAGGAACGCCUGCAGUCCCGUCGGGGUGGAAGCGUCUCCAGGCUUCCAUUUUACGAAGCGUUCAUUGCAUCAUGUGAGAACGUCUGAAGCGUUUGUUUUGCUUGAUGUCAUCCAUGCUGUCAAGAUUAUUAUUUUCUUAAAUGAACGUUUUGUCACUUGGGAAACGAUCUGCUUUCUCCACCCACCAGAGACGGUUGACGAUGAAGCGAUGGCGGCGUGAAUAAAGGCCUGGUGAGGAGGAAACGAUGCCCAAGGGUGGGUGUUCUAGAACCCCACAGCAGGAGGAGCGUUCCCUGAGCAGCGACAUGGUGGAGAAGCAGCCCGGGAAAAAGGAUAAAGAUAAAGUUUCUCUAACCAAGACCCCAAAGCUGGACCGCACUGAUGGUGGGAAGGAGGUGAGAGAGCGAACGACCAAGCGGAAGCUGCCCUUCACUGUGGGCGCCAAUGGAGAGCAGAAGGACUCGGACACAGAGAAGCAGGGUCCCGAGCGGAAGAGGAUCAAGAAGGAGCCUGUCGCCCGCAAGGCCGGGCUGCUGUUCGGCAUGGGGCUGUCUGGGAUCCGCGCCGGCUACCCGCUCUCGGAGCGCCAGCAGGUGGCUCUCCUCAUGCAGAUGACGGCCGAGGAGUCUGCCAACAGCCCAGUGGACACGACACCAAAGCACCCCUCCCAGUCGACAGUGUGUCAGAAGGGGACGCCCAAUUCUGCCUCAAAAACCAAAGAUAAAGUGAACAAGAGAAAUGAGCGUGGAGAGACCCGCCUACACCGGGCGGCCAUCCGGGGGGACGCCCGGCGUAUCAAGGAGCUCAUCAGCGAGGGGGCGGACGUCAACGUCAAGGACUUCGCAGGCUGGACCGCGCUGCACGAGGCCUGCAACCGGGGCUACUACGACGUGGCGAAGCAGCUGCUGGCCGCCGGCGCAGAGGUGAACACCAAGGGCCUGGAUGACGACACGCCCUUGCACGACGCCGCCAACAACGGGCACUACAAGGUGGUGAAGCUGCUGCUCCGGUAUGGAGGGAACCCUCAGCAGAGCAACAGGAAGGGCGAGACGCCGCUCAAGGUGGCCAGCUCCCCGACCAUGGUGAACCUGCUGCUGGGCAAGGGCACCUACACGUCCAGCGAGGAGAGCUCGGCCGAGAGCUCCGAGGAGGAGGACGACGCCCCAUCGUUCGCACCUUCCAGCUCAGUCGACGGCAAUAACACGGACUCCGAGUUUGAGAAAGGUCUGAAGCACAAGACUAAGAAUCCGGAGCCCCAGAAAACUGUGACCCCCGUCAAGGAUGAGUAUGAGUUCGACGAGGACGACGAGCAGGACAGAAUCCCUCCCGUGGACGACAAACAUUUGCUGAAAAAGGAUUACAGGAAGGAAACUAAGUCAAAUAGUUUUAUUUCUAUACCCAAAAUGGAAGUGAAAAGUUACACUAAAAACAGCACGAUUGCACCAAAGAAGGCGUCUCACCGCAUCUUGUCGGACACGUCAGACGAGGAGGACGUCGGUGUCGCCGUGGGGACCGGGGAGAAGCUGAGACUCUCGGCUCACACGACACUGCCUGGCAACAAGACACGGGAGCCUUCCAGCUGCAAGCAGCAGCAGGAGAGAACGAAAGUGAAGAAGAAGCGGAAGAAGGAAACCAAGGGCAAGGAAGUGCGGUUUGGGAAGAGGAGCGACAAGUUCUGCUCCUCCGAGUCCGAGAGCGAGUCUUCGGAGAGCGGCGAGGACGGUGGGGGCUCGGCGGGGAGCCCCGGCUGCCUCAAGGAGUCCCCGCUGGUGCUGAAGGACCCUGCCCUGUUCAGCUCCCUGUCCGCCUCCUCCACCUCGUCCCACGGCAGCUCCGCCCCCCAGAAGCAUAACCCCAGCCACGCGGACCCGCACGCCAAGCACUGGCGGACAGACAACUGGAAAACCAUCUCCUCUCCAGCCUGGUCCGAGGUCAGCUCCUUAUCAGACUCCACGAGGACGAGACUGAGCAGCGAGUCUGACGGCUCCUCCGAGGGCUCCAGCGUGGAGUCACUGAAGCCGGUCAGGAAGAGGCAGGAGCACAGGAAGAGGGCCGGCCUGCAGGGCGCGCUGCCCGAUAGGAAGAACUCCUUCCAUCCUGGCGGGGACGGCGCCAUCCCCAAGCUGGACAAGGAGGGCAAAGUCGUCAAGAAACACAAGACGAAACAUAAACACAAAAGCAAGGAGAAGGGGCUGUGCUCCGUCAGCCAGGAGCUGAAGCUGAAGAGCUUCACCUACGAGUACGAGGACUCCAAGCAGAGGGCAGACAAGGCGAUCCUCCUGGACGACGUGCCGGCUGAGGGCAAGCUGAAAGGCCUAAAACACGAGAGAGACCCCUGUAAGAAGGAGGAGAAGCUCAGCAAAAUGAAGUCGGAGGAGAAGGAGUGGCUCUUCAAGGACGAGAUGAUCAAGGUCUCCAGAGAGGAGAAGUCGCUCAAGAGAAUCAGGGAGCUGAACAAGGACGGGGGCAGGGCCUUCCGGGAGGAGAAGGACCGGUGCAGCAAAGCCGACAAGGAGAAGCUGCUGAAGGAAAAAUCUCCAAAAGAGGAAAAGCUGAGGCUCUACAAGGAGGAAAGAAAGAAGAAGUCCAAAGACAGGCCCUCCAAGUUAGAGAAAAAGAAUGACUUUAAAGAGGAUAAAAUUUCAAAAGAGAGGGAGAAGACCUUCAAAGAGGAUAAAGAAAAACUCAAAAAAGUGUAUAGGGAGGAGUCUGCUUUUGAUGAAUAUUGUAACAAAAGUCAGUUUCUGGAGAACGAAGACACCAAGUUUAGUCUUUCUGAUGACCAGGAUCGGUGGUUCUCUGACUUGUCAGAUUCAUCCUUCGAUUUCAAAGGGGAAGACAGCUGGGACUCUGCAGUGACAGACUACAGGGACAUGAAGAGCGAGUCUGUGGCCAGGCUGAUCCUGGAGACGGUGAAAGAGGACAGUAGGGAGAAGAGGCGGGAGAACAAGGCCCGGGAGAAGCGCACGGACAGGGACAUCUUCUCUCGGAAGAAGGACAGGGACUGCCUGGAACGGGGCUCGGAGCGGAGGAGAGAGCACGCUGCCGACAGGCACAGGGCCGUGCCCGGCUACCUCUGCGAGAAGGACAGGAGGAGGCGGGAGUGUGCGGAAGGCGGCCGGGACAGGAAGGAGCCCCCCGAGGCCGCCAAGGAGCGGAGGGAUGGCCGCGCAAAGCCCGAGGAGGCGCACAGGGAGGACCUGAAGGAGUGCGGCUGCGAGGGAGUCUUCAAGGACAGGCCCGACUGCGACUUCGGGAAGAGCCUGGAGCCCUGGGAGAGGCACCACCCGGCGAGAGAGAAGGAGAGGAAGGAGAGGCUAAAGCUGGAGAAGCACAAAGAGAAGUCCAGUGACAAGGACAGAAACGAAAGACUGAUGCUUGAGAAGUGUCAGAAGGACAAAGAACUUGAUAAGUGUUUCAAAGAGAAAAAGGACGCCAAGGAAAAGCAUAAAGACGUGCACAGCAAAGACAAAGAGAGAAAAGCAUCUCUCGACCAAGGUAAAGACAAACGGGAGAAGACUUUCCCCGGAAUUCUCUCCGAGGACUUCUCUGAAAAAAAAGAUGAAAAGAAGGGUAAAGAGAAAAGCUGGUACAUUGCAGACAUAUUCACUGAUGAAAGCGAAGAUGAAAAAGAUGACUACGCGGUGAGCGGAUUCAAAGUCGGGGAGGCCGGCGAGGGGCGGGGGGAUGGCCCCCCCGAGAGGGAGGACGGGCGGGAGCCGCACCCCCCCGACAGGCACCGGAAGCACUCGGCCGACAGGCAGCAUGCGGAGAAGCAGAAAGACAAAGAAAUCAGAGAGAAGAAGAAGGAGAAGGGCGCCACAGACGGGGGGAAGGACAAGAAAGAAAAAACCUUGGAAAAGCACAAAGAGAAGAAGGACAGAGAGUCCACGGAAAAAUACAAGGACAGGAAGGACCGAGCGUCGGUGGACUCCACGCAGGACAAGAGGAACAAGCAGAGGCUCCCCGAGAAGGGGGAGAAGAGGCCCCCUGCGGAGGACAAGGCCAAGAGCAGGCACCGGGAGAGGCCGGACCGGGAGCAGGGCCGCGAGAGGAAGGCGAGCAAGGGCACCGACGCGGAGAAGAGCCUGCUGGAGCGGCUGGAGGAGGCGGCGCUGCAGGACUUGCGCGAGGACUCCAACGACAAGGCCAGCGACGCGUCGUCGGACGGCUUCCCCGACCGCGGCCACGACCCGGGCCUCGGCGCCCUCCUGGAGGCGCCCUUCCCGGAGCCCCCGGAGGAGCGGGCACGGGAGAGGGAGCGGCACCGGCACGCCUCGUCCUCCUCCAAGAAGAGCCAUGACCGAGAGCGGGUCAGGAAAGACAAGCCCGAGAAGAAGGAGAAGAGCGACGACUGCAAGGACACGGGCGGCCGGAAGGACAGCAGCCAGUACGAGAAGGAGGUCCUGGAGGCCGACACUUACGGCCUCUCCUACGGCAGCAUCAAGGCCGACGCAGAGGACGAAUUAGAGAAAACCAUCGAGUUGUUUUCUACCGAAAAGAAGGAGAAAAAUGAUCCUGAAAGAGAACCUCCCAAGAAGGUAGAGAAGGAACUGAGGCCUUACGGCUCUAGCACCGUGAGCCUCCUGAAGGAGAAGAGGCGGCGGGAGAAGCACCGGGAGCGGUGGCGGGACGAGAAGGAGCGGCACCGGGACCGGCACGGGGACGGGCCCCCACGGCACCACCGGGAGGAGCUCAAGCCCGCGGCCAGGGACAAGGACAACCCUCCCGGCUCCUUCCGAGACAAGCCCAAGGACGAGGGCGGGAAGCUUGGCGAGGCCAAGCUGAAGGAGAAGGUCAAGGAGAAUCUGGAGAAGGACAAGGGCGACCCCGUAAAGCUGAGCAACGGGAACGACAAGCUCCUCCCGGUCAGAGACCCCAGUAAGAAAGACGUCCGGCCGCGGGAAAAGCUCCUGGGCGACGGGGACCUGAUGAUGACGAGCUUCGAGCGGAUGCUCUCCCAGAAGGACCUGGAGAUCGAGGAGCGCCACAAACGGCACAAGGAGAGGAUGAAGCAGAUGGAGAAGCUGCGCCACCGGUCUGGUGACCCCAAGCUCAAGGACAAGGCCAGGCCCGCCGAGGACGGGCGGAAGAAGGGCCUGGACGGCCCACCGAAGAAGCCGCUGGGGCUGGACCCUGCCCCGAAGGACAGGAAGCUCAAGGAGUCAGCCCCUGCCACCCCUGCUGCCGAGAACAAGCCCCACCCGGGACCCGCGGUGGACCCCCGAGACUGGCUGGCAGGCCCCCACAUGAAAGAGGUCUUGCCCGCUUCCCCCAGGCCGGACCACGGCCGGCCCACCGGGGUCCCCACCCCCGCCUCGGUGGUGUCCUGCCCCAGCUACGAGGAGGCCAUGCACACGCCCCGGACCCCGUCCUGCAGCGCCGACGACUACCCCGACCUCAUGUUCGACUGCACAGACCCCCAGCCCGUGUCCAGCACGUCCGCCAGCGCCUGCUCGCCCUCCUUCUUUGACAGGUUCUCCGUGGCCGCCAGCGGGACUUCAGAAACACCGGGCCAGACACCUACGAGGCCGCUGUGCGCGAACCUUUACCGCUCGGUGUCUGUGGACAUCAGGAGGACCCCUGAGGAAGAGUUCGGACUCGGGGACAAGCUGUUCAGACAGCAGAGCGUCCCUGCGGCGCCCAGCUACAGCUCGCCGGGGCAGCACCCGGAGGACAAGGCCCUGGGGCCCCCAGCACCCACCGAGAAGUUCGCCUGCUUGUCUCCGGGGUAUUACUCCCCGGACUAUGGCAUCCCCUCCCCCAAAGCGGACGCCUUGCACUGUCCGCCUGCGGCCGCAGCCAACAUCACCCCAUCCCCAGAGGGUGCCUUCUCCGGCUUACCGACGAAGUCCCCCCCUUCACACAGAGACGAGCUCUUGGCCCCGUCCAUGGAGGGGGCCCUUCCCCCUGACCUUGGCAUUCCCCUGGAUGCCACGGAGGACCAGCAGGCCACCGCGGCCAUCAUCCCCCCGGAGCCCAGCUUCCUGGAGCCCCUGGACGAGGGCCCUUUCAGCACGGUCAUCACAGAGGAGCCGGUCGAGUGGGCGCACCCUGCCACCGUGGAGCAGGGCCUCCCCUCUGGCCUCAUCGGGGGCACCCCCGAAAACCCCGCCAGCUGGCCCGUGGGGUCGGACCUCCUGCUGAAGUCCCCACAGAGAUUCCCGGAGUCCCCGAAACAUUUCUGCCCUGCCGAGUCUCUCCACCCGGAGCCCCCUUACCCGGUGUCGCCCGUCUCAUACCCUCUGUCGGUCCCCGAGCCGGGACUGGAAGUCAAGGACGAGGCCGGGGAAGCAGUCCCGGCCGCGGUCUCUGCUUUAGAAGAGCCAGCCGCGUUUGCCCCUCCCUCCAGGCUGGAGUCCUUCUUCAGUAACUGCAAGUCCCUUCCGGAAGCGCCCCCCGACGCGCCCCCCGAGCCUGCGUGUGUGACGGCCGUGGCUCAGGUGGAGGCCCUGGGUCCCCUGGAGAACAACUUCCUGGAAAGUGGUCACAACCUGUCUGCCCUCGGCCAGGUGGAGCCGGUGCCCUGGCCCGGUGCCUUCCCCGCCACCGAGGAUGACCUCGACCUGGGGCCUUUCUCGCUGCCGGAGCUUCCUCUCCAGACGAAGGAUGUUUCCUAUGUCGAAGCAGAGCCUGUGGAAGAGAGUCCUCUCGUUCCUCUGGACAACGCCCCUGCGCUCCCGAGUGGCGGGGAUAUCUCUGUGGCAGCUGCUGAGGAACAGCAGGUGCUGCCUCCUGACCAGGUGGCCGCCCGGCUCACAACUGAGCCUGCGCCUGAGCCCCCAGAGGAGCCGAAGCCAGUCGCGCUGCCCGAGGCCACAGUGGAGGCCGGGGCCGGGCCGGAGGGGAGGGCCCCCGAGGACUCCGACCCUGGCUCUGGGCCCACGCCAGCCCCCUCAGAGCAGCAUCCACCGGGGAGUGGGGACGAGCAGGCCGAGGGCCCAGACCCCUCGGCCACGCCCCACAGUGCUCCCGACGCCCCCGGGGACGGCUCGGCCCAGGCCCGCGCAGCGGAUGGGGCCGGCCCCCAGGACAGUGCCGGGCUCGAGGGGCCUCCGGACGGCGUCCAGCCUGAAGCCCCCGAACCGGAACCCAAACCGACAGCCGAAGCCCCAAAGGCGCCCAAGGUGGAGGAGAUCCCCCAGCGCAUGACCAGGACCCGGGCCCAGAUGCUGGCCAACCAGCAGAAGCAGAGCUCGCCGCCCACCGAGAAGGAGGCUGCGGCCGCGCCCACCCCCAGGGCCAAGGGCCGCGGCUCUGAGGACGAUGACCCCCAGGCCCAGCACCCGCGCAAACGCCGCUUCCAGCGCUCCAGCCAGCAGCUGGCCCAGCAGAUGCACACGUCCACGCGUCAGACGCGGGAGGUGAUCCAGCAGACGCUGGCUGCCAUCGUAGACGCCAUCAAGCUGGACGACAUCGAGCCUUACCACAGCGACAGGUCCAACCCGUACUUCGAGUACCUGCAGAUCAGGAAGAAGAUUGAGGAGAAGCGCAAGAUCCUCUGCUACAUCAGCCCGCAGGCGCCCCAGUGCUAUGCCGAGUACGUCACCUACACCGGCUCCUACCUCUUGGACGGCAAGCCACUCAGCAAGCUGCACAUCCCCGUGAUCGCGCCCCCUCCCUCCCUGGCGGAGCCCCUGAAGGAGCUGUUCAAGCAGCAGGAGGCCGUGCGUGGGAAGCUGCGCCUGCAGCACAGCAUCGAGCGGGAGAAGCUGAUCGUCUCCUGCGAACAGGAGAUCCUGCGGGUUCACUGCCGGGCAGCGAGGACCAUCGCGAACCAGGCGGUGCCAUUCAGCGCCUGCACCAUGCUGCUGGACUCGGAGGUGUACAACAUGCCGCUCGAGAGCCAGGGUGAUGAGAACAAGUCAGUGCGGGACCGGUUCAACGCCCGCCAGUUCAUCUCCUGGCUGCAGGACGUGGACGACAAGUAUGACCGCAUGAAGACGUGUCUCCUGAUGCGGCAGCAGCACGAGGCCGCGGCCCUCAACGCUGUGCAGAGGAUGGAGUGGCAGCUGAAGGUGCAGGAGCUGGACCCCGCCGGGCACAAGUCCCUGUGUGUGAACGAGGUGCCGUCCUUCUACGUGCCCAUGGUCGACGUCAACGACGACUUCGUGCUCCUUCCGGCCUGACGCGGUGGGACAGCUGCCCGGGUCACAGGCGAGCCCCCCAGUCCGCCGCCGAGUCCGGGCGGUGGAAGGAGACCACGUCCCUGGUGGGGACAUCCAGGGAGAAGCCCGCGCUGGGCCCCUGGCGUGCGGCUCUCUCACACCCGCCGCCGCGGGAGGACGCAGAGCCGGGGACGCGGGCACGGACACGGACACGGCAGCCUCAGGCUCUUUUCCGGCGGCUGCACAGGCAUCUCAGGAGCUGCAGGAUGGAGAGCGUUUUUUUAAAUUCCUUGUUUCAUUUCUGAUCGACUAAAGAGAAUAAAAGUUAAGGCGUCCACCCCUCACCAACAGCGGCCUCCGGGUCAGAGGGUGGGGAGAGCUUCGGGCCGGCAGCCGUCCUGUCGCCACGAAGCUGCCGACGGUGCCAGCCCGAGAUCUGGGCUGGGACGCUGGGCCGGGUGAGGGCCUGGCUGCGCCGCCCGCCCGCCCGCCUCACAGGGACACGCAGGCAGGACUCCGGGUUGUGUUUUUAAUGGAGUCAAAUCCACGUGGUUUGUAUAUUUUUUCCUUUAAUCUUGGGCAUUUUGUUUCUCUUUCUGAGAACAUAACUUGAAACACUACAGAGCCAAUAAUCAUAUAAAAAGUGUACCCGUAAACGCUGUACAGUUUUAUACACGUUCACAAUGUACUUUUGCUGCCUUCUAGAUAAUUUAUUUUGCAACACAUUACUGCACAGUUGUAAAUAACUUAUGUACUGUAACAUCACUUCAGUUAUGUGUAAAGAAAUAAAUAAAUUAAUUAAAUGCUCUUUGUA
Messenger RNA from Delphinapterus leucas (beluga whale), 13077 nucleotides. The record is from RefSeq and is a predicted model, not a curated record. NCBI's taxonomy places the organism in Eukaryota, Metazoa, Chordata, Mammalia, Artiodactyla, Monodontidae.